AUGCUGCGACUAAGUAGAGCCAUACCGCGCUCCACUAGCCGCAUCCUAUCCCGCCAUGUGUCGCGUCGUUCUUUUGCCUCGGUAGACGGAGUCAGCAAGGACCCUGCCGACCUCGACCAAAUCACCACCCUUGGAAAUGGAGUCCGUGUCGCUAGCGAAGCCGUCCCUGGUGCCUUUUCAGGAAUCGGUGUCUACGUCGAUGCCGGUUCCCGAUACGAAAGCGAUGCCUUGCGCGGCGUCUCACACAUCAUCGACCGUCUGGCCUUCAAGUCUUCAUCACGGCGAAGCGCCGAUAGUAUGCUCGAAGAGAUUGAGUCACUAGGUGGAAACAUCCAAUGCGCUUCAUCCCGCGAGUCCCUCAUGUACCAGGCCGCCACUUUCAACAGUGCUGUCCCUACCGCUACCGCCCUACUCGCCGAGACCAUCCGCGACCCUUUGAUCACCGACGAGGAGGUUGGACGUCAACUCGAGACUGCCGAGUAUGAGAUUGGAGAAAUCUGGAGCAAGCCCGAUUUGAUUCUACCCGAAUUGGUCCACAUGGCUGCUUACAAGGACAAUACUCUUGGAAACCCUCUGCUAUGUCCCGCCGAUCGUUUGGGAAGUAUCGACAAGCGUACAGUUGACGCCUACCGCCGUGCCUUUUUCCGUCCGGAAAGACUGGUUGUUGCUUUUGCUGGAGUCGAGCAUCAGGAAGCCGUCAAGUUGGCAGAGCAGUACUUUGGUGACAUGAAGGCCGAGAAGCUCGCCAGCUCAGAGACAUCUUCUCAAAGACCUGUGCAACAUGCCCAACAGAAGUCGACUCUAACUUCCAAAAUUCCCUUCUUCAAGAACCUGUCCACCUCCGCCUCACAAUCUGCUACCGUCUCACCACUCGACCCCUCGCAAAUCAUCCCUCACCCUCUUGACGUCCCCGUGGACACCUCAUCACCGGCCCGCUACACCGGUGGCUUCCUCACAUUACCGAAUCUCCCUAUUCCUCCCAGCCCUGCUCUUCCUCGUCUCUCUUACAUCCAUCUUGCCUUUGAGUCGCUUCCCAUCAACUCCGACUCCAUCUACGCUCUGGCAACUUUGCAGACUCUCCUUGGUGGUGGUGGUUCCUUCUCUGCUGGAGGACCUGGCAAGGGCAUGUACAGCCGUCUAUACACCAACGUCUUGAACCAGCACGGUUGGGUCGAGAAUUGCGUCGCCUUCAACCACGCCUACACCGACAGUGGUAUCUUCGGUAUCAGCGCCGCAUGUGCCACUCCCUAUGUCAACCAUAUGCUCCAGGUCAUGUGCUUGCAACUUGCCAAUCUAGGCAAGGAGACCGGCAUUGGUCGUUUGACCGAAGGUGAAGUCAAGCGUGCCAAGAACCAACUCAAGAGCAGUCUACUCAUGAACCUCGAGAGCCGUAUGGUGGAGCUCGAGGACCUCGGUCGUCAAGUCCAAGUCCACGGACGCAAAGUUCCUGUCAAGGACAUGAUUGCCCGCAUCGACAAAGUCUCUAUCCCUGAGCUUCGUCAUGUCGCUCGCCAGGUCUUUGGCGGUAUGGUCAAGAACCCUGGCGGUGGCAGCGGCGCCCCUACUGUUGUCAUCCAACAAGGCGAGGAAGAGGGUGUUCAGAUUCAAGAGCUCAAGUGGGAUGCCAUCCAGAGCACCAUCCAAAAGUACGGUCUUGGUCGCCAGCAAUAGGACGACUGAGCUCCAGAAAUGACUUUUCCUGGUGUUCUUUCGUUUACGGUUCACUCGCCCUUUCUCCCUUCACUACUGUACAAUAUUCCCACCUCUUCAAUAUUCACCAUGCGUAACUUGUAGACAUACAACUCAAAAUUCAAUACCCUCAUUACGAUCAGAG
Messenger RNA from Aureobasidium pullulans EXF-150, 1834 nucleotides. RefSeq lists its product as uncharacterized. Gene Ontology annotation, molecular function: metalloendopeptidase activity; metal ion binding. Bases 1 to 1671 code for a protein of 556 amino acids. The record is from RefSeq and is a predicted model, not a curated record. Lineage: Eukaryota; Fungi; Ascomycota; Dothideomycetes; Dothideales; Saccotheciaceae. The transcript is spliced from 2 exons. Gene Ontology annotation, cellular component: mitochondrion.